AUGGACGAAGAAAAGCAGAUAAAUUCUUCCGCAGAAGUCGGAAGCCACGAUGAUGUGAAGGUCGCUGUGGGCUGGAAAGGCGAUGAUGAUCCGUGCCAUCCUCAUAACUGGUCGAAGUUUCGCAAGUGGUUCAUCAUCAGCCUCACGUCUCUGGCAUGCUUUAAUAGCGCGAUUGUAUCUACCAUAUUUGCUCCUGGUGUCCCGGAUGUUCUCAAUGAGUUUAACUCAUCCGACGACGCUCUGGCAUCUUUCAUGGUGACGGUCUAUCUUAUAGGCUCGGUGAUAGGACCGCUAAUCUUGCCCCCUAUCAGUGAAUGCUAUGGCCGAUUAUUGAUUACCCAUAUAUCCAAUAUUGGAUUCUUCUUUUCAUCGAUCCUUUGCGCCUCUGCAGUCAACAUGCCCAUGCUUAUUGUUGCACGGUUCCUCAUGGGCAUUGCUGCAUCAAUCCCUAGUACUGUUGGAGGCGGCAUUAUUGCUGAUUUGAUGGUUGUUGAGGAGCGCGGUACCGCCUUGACUAUCUGGACGAUUGGGAACUCGCUUAGUCAAGUUCUUGGGCCUAUUUUCGGAGGAUACAUAAUUUAUGGAGCCGGAUGGCGCUGGACAGUAUGGGUCAUAGUGAUUAUCGGUGGUGUGGUUAUGGUCUUUGCCCUUCUUUUCCAAAGAGAGUCACAUGGGCCUACACUUCUUCGACGCGAGGCAAUGCGACUUCAGACACUCACGGGUGUUCCGCACCGAGCAAGAACCGACGACGGCCAACCCGCGAACAAGAGAAUUAAACGAGCCAUUACGCGACCACUCCGAAUGUUGAUUCAGGCUCCAAUAAUCAGCAUCGCGUCGUGCUACAACUCCGUUUCUUACACUUACAUGUACAUCUGCAUCACGAGCUUCACGCAGGUGUUUGAAUCCACGUAUGGGUUCAACGCCAGUAACGCAGGACUGGCAUAUGUCGGACUUGGGCUUGGAUCCUGUCUUGCGCAGUUAACAGUGGCGUCUCUCUCAGAUCGAUAUAUUCAGCUUCGCAAAAGUCUGAACAAGUCCGUUAAGCCUGAGAACAGACUCUUCACUCUUGUCGCGGGAGUUAUGGUUCUCCCGAUCGGAUUGUUUUGGUACGGCUGGACCGCUUACUACCAGGUUCAUUGGAUCGCGCCCAUUGUUGGCACCAGCUUCGUGGGAUUCGGCAUCAUGUGCGUCCAGCUCAGCGUGCAGCUAUAUCUGGUGGAUGGUUUCAGCUAUUACGCGGCCAGUGCAGUGGCCGCCAAUCUCGCCGUCAAGUGUACACUUGCCACGGUGGUCCCGCUGGCCGGAAAACCGCUCUAUAAUCACCUAGGCCUCGGUUGGGGGAAUAGUCUUUUGGGGUUUAUUGCCGCUGGUUUGAUCCCAGCUUCCUUUUUGCUCAUGCGCUACGGGGAUGGAAUUCGGGUACGUGGAAAGUUUGCGGGCGAUUUAGGAGAUGAUUCUUGA
Messenger RNA from Aspergillus tanneri, 1461 nucleotides. Its product is annotated as MFS transporter. NCBI's taxonomy places the organism in Eukaryota, Fungi, Ascomycota, Eurotiomycetes, Eurotiales, Aspergillaceae. The transcript is spliced from 5 exons. Bases 1 to 1461 code for a protein of 486 amino acids. The record is from RefSeq and is a predicted model, not a curated record. Gene Ontology annotation, molecular function: transmembrane transporter activity. Gene Ontology annotation, biological process: transmembrane transport.